Molecule: messenger RNA, 384 nt
Organism: Lasiosphaeria miniovina
Lineage: Eukaryota; Fungi; Ascomycota; Sordariomycetes; Sordariales; Lasiosphaeriaceae
Exons: 2
Source: RefSeq, a predicted model, not a curated record
UUUGAUCUCAAGUCUGGGAAUGAAGAUUUCGUCUUUAAGCGUGUGGAAAGGCCUUUCUACAAUCUUUCCGUCCGGAUCGCAGCUGAGCUUACAGACCCCCGUCGGCUCCACCUGUAUAUUGACUGCAACGAAGAGGAGGGCGUCGUUGUCCACCCCUAUUUUAAAACAGCCGUCCUUUCGCUAAUCAAGCACGAUCUCGAGUUUCCUGUGCUAGAGAGGAAGAAGGUCCUGCGCUGGGUCGGCGAGGCAAUCCAGGAGAUGCACAGCAAAGACUGGAUUCACAUCAAGCGUCUAACCUAUUCAUUUUCUAUGCUGGAUGUGAAACCGGACAACAUUUUGGUCAACUGGACCUGCGACAGCAAGGGUAACAAGAUAGUCACCGAC